UGGAUGGUAGUAAAGAACAGCUUUGUCACAGAGGUGGAAAAACUUUCCCGGUUUCGCCAUCCCAAUAUUGUAGAGUUUGCUGGUUAUUGUGCUGAACAAGGCCAUUAUUGCCUUGUCUACGUCUUCCUUCCCAAAGGCUCCUUGGAGGAUCAUUUACAUGGACAGGCCGGUCUUGGCCUUAGUUGGGGCCAACGACUCCAUGUGGCCGUGGGCGUGGCCAGGGCCAUACAGUUCCUGCACAGUGACUCUCCCAGUCUCAUCCAUGGAGAUGUGAAGAGGUGAGAGAAAGGAGGAGAACUUCCCCCAAGACAGGAUGCAACCAUCAUAAGGGGCAUGAUUUUCAAUCUAGAAGUGGAGAGGGUGUUGCUUCCUCCAGAGGAGAGGGCGCCCUCUGCUCCUCCGCCCAUUCUCUGUUGGGAGGAAGUCUGGGUUCUUGCAAGGCAGCAGAUCCAUGGCUUUGUGCCCCAUGAUGCCACAAGACAGCAGGCAGAGAGGGAGGAAGUCCGCCUGUCCUGAGGAAGACAUCUAAGCGUUACGUCUCAUUUUUGGCAAAACCAUUGGAAAGUGUACGUCUGUUGCUUUGGAAGGAAAACGAGGCGUUUGACUUCACUUUUGCCCUUGCCAUUUUUGGAGCGUGCGUUUGUUUGCUUGCUUGCUUUAUUUACAGGCUGCCUUUCUCUCCAUAAGGGGACCCAGGCUGGCUCACAAUAUU
Pogona vitticeps (central bearded dragon) is the source of this 712-nucleotide messenger RNA. The record is from RefSeq and is a predicted model, not a curated record. NCBI's taxonomy places the organism in Eukaryota, Metazoa, Chordata, Lepidosauria, Squamata, Agamidae.